UGUUCUGUCCCACCACAGAUCCUGAAAGACCAGAGUGUAACUCCCUGCCACAAAGCUUUGCCCUGCCCCCAGGACACAGUAUGGAAGCCUUUGCCAAGUUUGAUUUCACUGCUUCUGGAGAAGACGAGUUGAGCUUCCAGGCUGGAGAUAUGUUGAAGAUUUUGAGCUCCCAGGAAGAGUGGUACAAGGCUGAGCUCAGAAGUCACGAGGGCUACGUUCCUAAGAACUUCAUUGACUUCCGCGUUCCCCCCUGGUUUGAUGAGAAGAUAUCCCGCCACGAAGCAGAGAACCUUCUCAUGAGCAAAGGAGUUGGCUGCUUCAUCGUCCGGGCCAGCCAGAACUCUCACGGUGACUUUUCCAUCUCUGUCAGGCAUGAAGAUGAUGUGCAACACUUCAAAGUGAUGAGGGAUUCAAGGGGCAGCUAUUACUUGUGGACAGAGAAAUUCCACUCACUGAACAAGCUGGUGGACUACUACAGGACAACUUCCAUCUCCAGGCAGAAGCAGAUCUUCCUAAGGGACAACAGCCAAGAAGAACAGCAGGAGAGGCGGGGUGGCAGCCUGGAACGGAUAGCUCGGGAAGGAUUCCACAUGGGAGGAGCAGCUGGAGAAGAUCAUUCUUCUGUAUCCAAGAGAUACGUAGAGCAUCCUGUUCCCAUACUGCAGCAGCAACAGGAGAGGCAUGGUGGGAGUCUGGACAGGAAAGACGUGAUGCACAGACUGAGGGAUCAUGGCCAAGGAAGUGCAGGAGCUAUGCAACGGAGACACACAGACCCACUGCACCAGCAGACACCACGAGCGCUGUGGGUGCGCGCCCUGUACGACUUCGAGGCGGUGGAGCACGACGAGCUGGGCUUCCGCACCGGGGACAUCCUGGAGGUCCUGGACAGCUCCAACCCAUCCUGGUGGAAAGGACGCCUGCGGGGGGAGCUGGGUCUCUUCCCUGCCAACUACGUCACACCGGUGCUGCUCUGAGGGCACAGCACGGAGCUGCUCCUCUGGCACCACAGGGACAGAGAAGGAGUGCGUCUUCUUGCCACCAGGACACACACUGUUUAUUGUUUUGUCUUAAUUUAUUGGCAAUUGGUCUUUUGAAA
This is a messenger RNA of Ficedula albicollis (Collared flycatcher), 1096 nucleotides long. It is a transcript of the gene GRAP2, whose product is annotated as GRB2-related adaptor protein 2. The record is from RefSeq and is a predicted model, not a curated record. The coding region runs from base 81 to 974 and encodes 297 amino acids. Gene Ontology annotation, molecular function: protein binding. NCBI's taxonomy places the organism in Eukaryota, Metazoa, Chordata, Aves, Passeriformes, Muscicapidae. The transcript has 8 exons.